Molecule: messenger RNA, 924 nt
Organism: Cinclus cinclus
Lineage: Eukaryota; Metazoa; Chordata; Aves; Passeriformes; Cinclidae
Gene: CCDC33
Product: coiled-coil domain containing 33
Exons: 10
Coding region: 1-924 (307 amino acids)
Cellular component (GO): peroxisome
Source: RefSeq, a predicted model, not a curated record
AUGUCCCUGCCAGCCCCAGAUGCCACGGACAUUGUCCUGCUGGGACAGGAGCCGUCCCAGAGUUCCCAGGAGAGCGCCGGAGGGCCGCAGGAGCCGGGGGUUGGCAGCUACCGCCGGGCACUGCAGAGGAUGGCGGGGGACCUGCUGUCCCUGCACCGCCGUGUCACCAGCCUGGAGACUGAGAACGGGCACCUGCGGCACAGCCUGGCUCAGCUCCGGGAGCCAGCACGGCUCCACCACGCCGACCUGGAUGUCCUGAGCCGGGAGGAGCUGCUGGACAGGCUCGCCACCUUGGAGAGCGAGCUGGCGGCCGGCAUGGCCGAGUCGCGGGCGCUGAGGGACCGCGUGCAGCGGCUGCAGAACGAGCUGAUCCGGAAAAACGACAGCGAGAAGGAGCUGGUGCUGCUCCAGCGGUGCCACCACCAGCAGCAGGUGACACUGAGGAAGUGCCAGGACAGGGUGGCCAAGGCCAGGGCGCUGGGACAGGUGCUGCGGCAGCAGGAGAAGGUGAUCGAGGCCAUGGAACGGCUGCUGCGGGACAAGCCAGAAAGGAGCACAGAGAGAGCCACGGGCCACCCCACAGGUGACAGUCUCGGCGGGGACGCGCUGGCGGCACUGCUGGCCGAGAACCGGCGGCUGCGGGAGGAGCUGGCCAGAUCCCCCCGGGCCGCUGCUACCUCGGCCCCGGGUGUCCUAGGGGGCACCGAGAAGCUGUGGCUGCUGGCCAGGCUGGAGGAGGCUCAAGCCCGCGGGCGGGUGCUGGAGAAGCAGCUGGAGGAUGCGGCCAGGAGGUGGGGCCGGGAGAAGCAGGAGCUGGGGAUGCGGCUGCUGGAGCGGGAGCACGGCCUUCCCCUGGCCUCGAAGCUGCCAGCGAUUCCCGUGCCCCCCCAGAGGCGACCCCCGGCCCUGCCCCCCUUGCCCUGA